AUGAUAGCUUUCAUAAACAUCGCCUUUCUAGUUGCUCUGUUCCUGCUCAACUCAGAUCGCACUCAGAAAGCCAUUGAGAUAUGCAGCGAAUGUUUGAUUUUGCUAAAUGGCACCGAUCAAAACAGCAAAGACCUAUUUAAUUCACUACUGCUGCAAUUUUACAGCGCCUUCAAUUUACUUCUUUUCAGCGCUUAUUGUCUUAUCUCUGACCAUAAAAGUGCGGAAAGAUACGGCAGGAAACUGCUUGUCUUAUACAGCGAGUCUGGUGACUUAGUAAAAGAAGGAAAUGUAAGCUUAGCUCUAGCAGAAAUAGUUGAGGGUCAAAACAGGUUUACAAAUGCCAAACAACUUUACAAAAAAGCACUUAAUAUUAAGAGACAAACUGGUGAACAAAUUGGCGAAGCAAGAGCCUUCGCAAGAUUCGGAAUUGUGCUUUAUAAACUUGGCGAGAACCUAAAAGCGAAGGAGUAUGUUGAGAGGGCCCUUGCCAUAGCAACCGAAAUUGGCGACAAAGAGGGAGAAGCAUCCUGUUGCGAAAACCUGGGAGCAUUGCUUCAUUCGCGCGGGGAAUGCGACACGGCUAAACAGUAUCUCCAAAGAGCGAUUGUCAUCAGAACUGAAAUUGGCGACAGAGAAGUAGAGGCAACUGACUACGGAUCUCUUGGUUCUGUGUUUCAGUCGCUCGGGCAAUACCACAAGGCUAAAGAGUAUCUCCAAAAAGCGCUUGUCAUCAAAUCCGAAAUCGACGAUAGAAAAGGAGAAGCAUCAUAUUAUGGAAACCUUAGAACUGUGUUUCACUCUCUUGGGCAAUGCAACAAAGCUAAAGAACAUCUCCAAAAAACGCUUGUCAUCAAAUCUGAAAUUGGCGACAGAGAUGGAGAGGCAACUGUCAACAGAAACCUAGGUACUGUGUUUCACUCUCUCGGGCAACACGACAAGGCUAUAGAGCAUCUCCAAAAAGCGAUUGUCAGCAAAUCUAAAAUUGGCGACAGACAAGGAGAAGCAUCAUGUUAUGGAAACCUCAGAACUGUGUUUCAGUCACUCGGGCAAUGCAACAAGGCUAUAGAGCACCUCCAAAAAGCGAUUGUCAUCACAACUGAAAUUGGCGACAGAGAGGGAGAGGCAACUGUCUACGUAAACCUAGGAACUGUGUUUCAGUCGCUCGGGCAAUGCAACAAGGCUAUAGAGUAUCUCCAAAAAGCUAUUGUCAUUAAAUCUGAAAUUGGCGACAGAAAAGGAGAAGCAUCAUGUUAUGGAAACCUAGGAACUGUGUUUCAGUCGCUCGGGCAAUGCGACAAGGCUAUAGAGCAUCUCCAAAAAGCGCUUGUUAUCAAAUCCGAAACUGGCGACAGAGAAGGACAGGCAACUGACUACGGAAACCUAGGUGCUGUGUUUCAGUCUCUCGGGGAAUACGACAAGGCUAUAGAGCAUCUCCAAAAAGCGCUUGUCAUCAGAACUGAAAUUGGCGACAGGGAAGGAGAGGCAACUGACUAUGGAAACCUAGGAACCGUGUUUCUCUCUCUCGAGCAGUACGACCAGGCGACAGAGUAUCUCCAAAAAGCGCUUGUAAUCAAAUCUGAAAUUGGCGACAAAAAGGGAGAAGCAUUAUGUUAUGAAAACCUAGGAUCUGUGUUUCAGUCGCUCGGGCAAUGCGACAAGGCUAUAGAGAAUCUCCAAAAAGCGAUUGUCAUCAAAUCUGAAAUUGGCGACAGAAAAGGAGAAGCAUCAUGUUAUGGAAACCUAGGAACUGCGUUUCACUCUCUCAGGCAGUACGACAAGGCUAAAGAAUGUAUUCAAAAAGAGCUUGCCAUCAGAACUGAAAUUGGCGACAGAAAAGGAGAGGCAAAUGAAUACAGAAACCUAGGAACUGUGUUUCACUCUCUCGGGCAACACGAAAAGGCAUUAGAGCUUCUCCAAAAAGCGCUUGUCAUCAGAACUGAAAUUGGCAACAGAGAAGGUGAGGCCGUUGAUUACGGAAUCCUAGGAACUGUGUUCUGCUCUCUCGGGCAACAUGACAAGGCUAUAGAGUAUCUCCAAAAAGCGCUUGUCAUCAAAUCUGAAAUUGGCGACAAAAAGGGAGAAGCAUCAUGUUAUGAAAACCUAGGAUCUGUGUUUCAGUCGCUCGGGCAAUGCAACAAAGGAGAAGCAUCAUGUUAUGGAAACCUAGGAACUGCGUUUCACUCUCUCAGGCAAUACGACAAGGCUAAAGAGUGUCUUCAAAAAGCGCUUGCCAUCAGAACUGAAAUUGGCGACAGAAAAGGAGAGGCAAAUGACUACGGAAUCCUAGGAACUGUGCUCUACUCUCUCGGGCAACAUGACAAGGCUAUAGAGUAUCUCCAAAAAGCGCUUGUUAUCAAAGCUGAAAUUGGCGACAAAAAGGGAGAAGCAUCAUGUUAUGAAAACCUAGGAUCUGUGUUUCAGUCACUCGGGCUAUGCGACAAGGCUAUGGAGUAUCUCCAAAAAGCGAUUGUCAUCACAACUGAAAUUGGCGACAGAAAAGGAGAAGCAUCAUGCUAUGGAAGCCUAGGUACUGUGUUUAAGUCGCUCGGGCAGUACGACAAGGCUAAAGAGUAUCUCCAAAAAGCGCUUGUCAUCUCAACUGAAAUUGGCGACAGAAAAGGAGAGGCAACUAACUAUGGAGACCUAGGUACUGUGUUUCAGUUGCUCGGGCAAUACAAAAACGCUAAAAAGCAUUUCCAAAUAGCGCUUGUAAUUAAAUCUGAAAUUGGCGACAAAAAGGGAGAAGCAUCAUGUUAUGAAAACCUAGGAUCUGUGUUUCAGUCGCUCGGGCAAUGCAACAAAGGAGAAGCAUCAUGUUAUGGAAACCUAGGAACUGCGUUUCACUCUCUCAGGCAAUACGACAAGGCUAAAGAGUGUCUUCAAAAAGCGCUUGCCAUCAGAACUGAAAUUGGCGACAGAAAAGGAGAGGCAAAUGACUACGGAAUCCUAGGAACUGUGCUCUACUCUCUCGGGCAACAUGACAAGGCUAUAGAGUAUCUCCAAAAAGCGCUUGUCAUCAAAUCUGAAAUUGGCGACAAAAAGGGAGAAGCAUCAUGUUGUGAAAACCUAGGAUCUGUGUUUCAGUCGCUCGGACUAUGCGACAAGGCUAUGGAGUAUCUCCAAAAAGCGAUUGUCAUCACAACUGAAAUUGGCGACAGAAAAGGAGAAGCAAUAUGUUAUGGAAAGCUAGGAACUGUAACGCACUCUCUCGGGCAAUGCGACAAGGCUAUGCAGUAUUUCCAAAAAGCACUUGCCAUCACAACUGAAAUUAGCGACAGAGAUGGAGAGGCAUUUUGCUACGAAAACCUAGGUAUUGUGUUUUGCUCCCUCGGGCAGUACGACAAGGCUAAAGAGUAUCUCGAAAAAGCGCUUCUCAUUGCAACUACAAUUGGCAACAGAGAAAGAGAAGCAUUAUGUUAUGGAAGCCUAGGUACUGUUUUUAAGUUGCUCAGGCGAUACAACAAGGCUAAAGAGUAUCUCCAAAAAGCGCUUGUCAUCGCAACUGAACUUGGCGACAGAAAAGGAAAAGCAUCAUUUUAUAGUAACCUGGGUACUGUGUUCGAGUCUCUCGGGCAAUACGACAAGGCUAUAGAACAUCUCCAAAACGCGCUUGUCAUCACAGCUAAAAUUGGUGACAAAAAAGGAGAAGCAUCAUGUUAUGGAAGCCUAGGUACUGUGUUUAAGUCGCUCCUGCAGUACGACAAGGCUAAAGAGUAUCUCCAAAAAGGCGCUUGUCAUCUCAACUGAACUUGGCGACAGAAAAGGAGAAGCAUCAUGUUAUGGAAGCCUAGGUUCUCUGUUUAAGUCGCUCGGGCAGUACGACAAGGCUAAAGAGUAUCUCCAAAAAGCGCUUGUCAUCACAACUAAAAUUGGUGACAGAAGAGGAGAAGCAAUAUAUUAUGGAAACUUAGGUACUGUAUUUCACUCUCUUGGGCAAGGCAACAAGGCUAAAGAGUAUCUCCAAAACUCGCUUGUCAUCAAAUCUGAAAUUGGCGACAGAGAAGGAGAGGCAACUGUCAACGGAAACCUAGGUGCUGUUUUUCACUCUCUCGGGCAAUGCGACAAGGCUAUAGAGCAUCUCCAAAAAGCGCUUGUUAUCACAACUGAGAUUGGCGACAGAAAAGGAGAAGCAUCAAGUUAUGGAAACCUAGGUGUUGUGUUUUGGUGUCGCUGGCAAUAUGGCAAGGCUAAAGAGCAUCUCCAAAAAGCGCUUGUCAUUAGAACUGAAAUUGGCGACAGGAAAGGAGAGGCAACUGACUGUGGAAACCUUGGUGCCGUGUUUCAUAACCUCUGGCAAUACGACCAGGCUAAAGAACAUCUCCAGAGAGCACUUUUCAUCACAACUGAAAUUGGAGACAGAAAAGGAGAGGCAGCUCACUACGGUAGCUUAGGUAACGUGUUUGGGUCUCUCGGGCAAUACGACAAGGCUAUAGAGCAUCUCCAAAACGCGCUUGUCAUCACAGCUAAAAUUGGUGACAAAAAAGGAGAAGCAUCAUGCUAUGGAAGCCUAGGUACUGUGUUUAAGUCGCUCGGGCAGUACGACAAGGCUAAAGAGUAUCUCCAAAAAGCGCUUGUCAUCUCAACUGAAAUUGGCGACAGAAAAGGAGAGGCAACUAACUAUGGAGACCUAGGUACUGUGUUUCAGUUGCUCGGGCAAUACAAAAACGCUAAAAAGCAUUUCCAAAGAGCGCUUACUAUCAGUACUGAAAUUGGUGAUAAGCAAUGGGAAGCAGCAGAUCUUGCAAACCUUGGAUUUGUGUCUAGAACUGUUGGAGAUUAUGAAGCUUCAGAAGUAUGCUUGGUGAAAGCCUUAUCCAUAUCCAGAAAUAUUGGAGACAGACGAAGCGAGUUCCAAAUCCUUCGAGAAUGCGCCAUUUUGUAUUUACUUCAAAAUAAAAUCAGAGACUCCCUUUCGUGUCUUCAACUGUGCAUUGAAAAAUAUGAGGAGCUAAGACAUUUGUUGGGCGCCAAUGAUGAGUUCAAAACAUCAUUUCUGGAGGCUUCAGGAAUAUUUCCCUACAAGCUGCUUUGUAGUUUGCUUUGUGUCACCAGAAAAAUUCGUGAUGCUCUUUAUGUUGAGGAGUUGGGUCGAGCUAGAGGCCUCUCAGACUUGAUGGCAGAAAAGUACUCGGUUCAAACGCACAUUUCUGCUGAUCCACAAUCUUGGUUUGACAUUGAGAACAUUUUUAGAAAGGAAAAUAACUGCACUUGUCUGUACAUUUCUUAUUUUCACGAUCAUCUGCGUUUGUGGAUUUUGAAAACAAAUGGAGGCCUUCACUUUAAAAGGAUAUCACUAGAAGAGACUCUAGCUAAGGCUGGGUUGCCCAAAGAUUUGCCUUUGAGUCAAUUUUUGGCUGAUAAUUUGCGCAGUCUUGGUAUUUUGCCCAUUGCAGAUUGUGAAGAUCGGUCUUUAGAUAUGGUUGAAUUGCAACCUCUCUUCCCCAAACAAAAGAACUCGGCAAGAUUGCGACUCGUAGAGGAGGACGAGAACGACGGAGUCACUUCAAGUUUAUCUUUGUGUUACAAAAUCUUUAUUGCCCCCGUUUAUGAUUUUCUUGAGGAGCCUGAAGUCAUUAUUGUUCCUGACCGCAGUUUAUACAAAGUUCCCUUUGCUGCCCUGAGUGAAAAAGAGGGAGCCGAAUACAUGUUGGAGACCCAUAGGAUCCGUGUCAUUCCUUCUUUGACAACACUCAAGAUCAUUCAAGAUAGUCCAGAGGACUAUCACAGCAACACUGGUGCCUUGAUAAUAGGCAAUCCCAAGGUUGAUUGGCUGCUGCCAUUGCCAGGUGCAAGAAAGGAAGCGGAGAUGAUUGGACGACUGGUGGGUGUUCCGCCUCUGGUAGAGGAGAAAGCAACGAAGCAGGCGGUGCUUGAGCGGAUAGGUUCAGUGAGCCUGAUACAUUUUGCUGCCCAUGGUAACGCCGAAAGGGGAGAAAUUGCCCUCUCCCCCAUUCCUAUUUCCAACAGUCAAAAUGCUAUCCCACCACAGGAAGCUUACAUGUUGACGAUGGCUGAUGUCUCACGAGUGAAAGUCAGAGCUAAACUGGUGGUACUUAGCUGCUGUCACAGUGGAAGUGGACGGAAAAGAGCCGAGGGAGUUAUAGGAAUUGCCCGUGCGUUCUUAGAAUCUGGUGCUCGCUCGGUGUUAGUUGCGCUGUGGGCCAUACCAGACUUAGCAACGGAGCAGCUGAUGAAUCGGUUCUACAAACACCUUGUUGAAGGAGAAAGUGCCAGUGAAUCCCUUCAUCAGGCCAUGAGGUGGAUGAGAAAAAACGGCUUUACCAAAGUGUCUGAGUGGGCUUCGUUUACGCUGAUUGGAGAUGAUGUGAGGCUCGAGUUUGAGAAGCAGAGGUAA
Molecule: messenger RNA, 6355 nt
Organism: Pocillopora meandrina
Lineage: Eukaryota; Metazoa; Cnidaria; Anthozoa; Scleractinia; Pocilloporidae
Source: the annotation of a GenBank genome assembly